AUGGCUGAUACCGCCACCACGGCCAUCCGGGCCUCGAUCGGAGACAUUCACAGAGUCAGCACCAAAGACGUACCCCAAUACGGCCCCCUAUAUGAUGCUAUCCACGAUCAGGUCAGAGAGACGGUCAAUGGCCUCGUCUUGCCCACCGAGGAGGAAAAGGCGACCCUGCCCCCACAUUGCAGGCAAGAUGCCGGCUUCCUGUUACUACCUCUGCGCCGUCGAUAUGGCAAGACGUUGAUACCCUUUGCCAUUUCUCUCUACAUGUUGGCCAUCGGCGCAGGUAAGGAAGUAAUUGCACAAGAUGGCCCAUUUCAGGACUACUCAUGUUUCGUAGCCCAGUUUAAGCCCAACAUCUCCCCUAUGGUCAUGGACCAAAGUCCGCACAAAGUCGCACAUAGAGUCAUUGUGGACCCUGAGGCUUCCUUCAACAGCGUCAUGCUGUGGUUCUACCUUCGGAUCAACAUCGGCGCCUGCUUUGGUGUUCCCACCGUAUACCUGGCCAAGAUCGUCGGCUACUGGGUGGCCUACCUUGUCCCGACCAUCUUGUAA
Messenger RNA from Podospora pseudopauciseta, 549 nucleotides. Its product is annotated as peptide transporter ptr2. The transcript has 4 exons. The coding region runs from base 1 to 549 and encodes 182 amino acids. Gene Ontology annotation, molecular function: transmembrane transporter activity. The record is from RefSeq and is a predicted model, not a curated record. Gene Ontology annotation, biological process: transmembrane transport. Lineage: Eukaryota; Fungi; Ascomycota; Sordariomycetes; Sordariales; Podosporaceae. Gene Ontology annotation, cellular component: membrane.